Messenger RNA from Vitrella brassicaformis, 3618 nucleotides. NCBI's taxonomy places the organism in Eukaryota, Vitrellaceae. The record is from the annotation of a GenBank genome assembly.
AGUGAAGCUAGUGUGGAUGAGUAACGUCCGCUGCAGGCAGUGCUCACACACAUGUCAUUGAUUGCUGCAGCAGAUACACACGUACACGACACAUGUCCCGAUGGCUGAGAUCUCGCCAUCGUUCGUACGUACCAACCAACGUAUCCAAGUACACACACGAACGACACCCACAAACAAAUCAAUGCACGCAGCGCAGAGCUCUGACAGGACGUCCGCUCUCGCUCGUUCACUUCCAUCGAAUAGAUGAGACACAGGUCACUACAGAGAUAAUGAAAGCAACACCGACCGACAUGUAUACACGCGACAGAGACACAGACAAUACCCACCCACCGUCAUGUUCGUUCGCGCGCAAGACAAAACCGCGAUGGAUACGUAAGUAAUUGUUGACCCGACAGCCCAUUCCCCCUCUGCGCGGUCGUGUGCCUGUCCAUGGCAUGGAUGGAUGGACCGGCCUUCGUCUGAUGUGACUUCAUUUGCAGGGAGCACACAAACACGUGAUGACUAUGUAUUUACAGAUGAAUUGCGGUGGUGGCGCAAGGGGGGGCGUGAAGCAUGUCUGUUCCCCCUCUGAACCUAAGCAGAGAACGCACGGAAACCGCCGAGCGCACUGUGUGGUGCACACUGCAGCGGAGGCCGGAUACUGUCUACCUAGGUCCAGAGAAGGGAAGAAGGCGGACUAAAACCUCACUCAUAUCAUUUGGAUGGAAUGGGAGAAAACCCUACACUGCCUGCCUGCCUGCCUGUCUGCCUGCCUGGACGGCUCGAUGGCUGGCUGCAUCUCUAUGCAUCUGUGUACACAUGAGGGUACCAACGUCAUUCGUACAGACAGACAGACAGACAGACAGACAGGACUCAGGACGAAAAACCCGACACAGGGGCGCUCCCCCCCUCCUCACCGCAUCGACCCAUCCACCCUCUGUGUGUGUGUGUGUGCCAGUACUCUACGGCGUGUAGGCAUACCGCAAGAGGGCAUGGCUAACUAGAUGGGACACACCGGGUGACCGACCUCCCCCGCUGCUCGUGUGUUCAUGCAACCGACAGACCUCGACGCACUCGGGCCAUCAUGAGAGUGACACGACCGUCUGCGGCAAGAGCACACCCAACCAACUGAUGGGAGGUGCAUCCCGGCACAAGAGAAAAUGUAUGUAUGUGUGUAUGCGGUAUGCGCCCCCCGCCACCUCGCCCACACGAGUGAAUGAAUUAUUGACAGACAGCUCGGAGAGAGGAAAGGAGAGAGAGAGAGAGUAAACGAAGGAGAGGACGUCAGAGAGGAUGGCUUGGCUCACACACGGACGGACUUAAAUAUCACAUGACAUCCACACCGAGGCCAAAAGGCCAAAAGCAACAACACACAGGGAAAAACAAAACCACACCCACCCAGAGUGAAUUAUCCACACAUGGACACACAGCAGCCAGACUCGCCCUCAUGCACACGGACAGACAGACAUACGCGCAGAGAGCGACCAGUCUCCGUCCAUCUCUCCCCUCCCAGCAGCAUAUUUAAUUGUGGACCCACACGAGCACCCAGCCAUGCAGACAGGCAGACAUAGACAUUGCACUAUGCAAGCAAACACGCGGGCUAGGCAGCGAUCAGGUAAGAGCAAGACAGAGUCAUCGACUCGCCAUAUCGGCUGUCCACCAGCAGGCCCCUCUCAGCCAGCAGUCGGGUCGGGAAGCUCAUCUGCACACUCCCGCCACCACCACCACCACUCUCACGGCCACUGUUCGACGAUGCCUCGGUGUCCUGGUGAUUGACCUCCUCGGUUGCCACAGAAGCAGCUGCUGUGGUGUUGGUGCUGUUGGUCCGGAUGAUCAGUCGGCGUAAGCGACCCCGCUGAUCUCGCGUCGAGUCAAAUCGCAACUCGGGCUCGGCACACACGAACCUGACCACACACAUACAGCAGCACAGCGAAUAUGAGAACGAGCAAAUGAGGCAGGCAGGCAGGCAGGCUUCCAGCCACGAAUCGGCUCGUGAGUGAAGCCGCUCACUUGUAUGCCUUCCACGCGGGCGGCUGCACAGCACUCGCCACAAUCGCACGGUGCUGAGCCACAUGGCCGUUGUCCUCUUCUCGUUGUUGCGCUUCAGUCUUGCGCAGGAGCAGCUGCUCCAGCAUGUGCAGACCGGCGAAUGGAUGGCCGGUCGCCGCGGUGUCGUUGGUACCCUCCGCCCCGGCUGCUGGCUUGGUCGUGGUGGUGUUGGUGGAGUAGGUCAUGGCGUUGUGCGGUGGCAAGUUGGCCUCCCAAACUUGGACAGCAUGCUGCACCGAGUUCUGACAUCGACAGCCCAUACCAUACAGACAAGAAGGCAUUCUCCGUACGUACGCCUCGGGUGCCUUUUCUUGUGGCCAGCGCCUGUGCUUACGUAGACGACGAGACCGUGUUGCUGCUGCACUGUUGUUGGGGUGGUCUGGAUGGUGGUGUUGUCCUCCUUCUCGAGAACCGCCAUGAGCACACGCCCCUGCCUCUCCAGGCCGGCGCCCUCCCCAGCCCACAUGCCGCCCCCGAAGAAGGCCACACCCAGCAGCACCACAAACACCAACGAGAAGAACCGAUUGAAGGAAGACGGGUUGACCAGGAAGGUAUCGGCUAUGGUCUGCUCGUCGGUCUCUGUGAGGGGCUGCGGCAGGUCCAUCGAGAGGAAUGAGGGAGGGGGAGGGAGAGGGGUGGGGUGGUGGUCCUGGCAGGGGUAGCAGAGGGGCGAGGGGUCCGGGUUGGCCCCACCCUGCGAGCCAUGGGAGGACUCGACGGUACUCUCGGUGGUGCUGGUGGGAGAGGGCGGCUCGAGAGCCGCCGCCACUGGGGCGGGAGUGUAGUGGACGGGCUGCUGCGAGAGGCCGUGGCUCGCCAGCUGCAGGGACAGCUCCUGGUUAUGGGUAGUGAGUUGCGCCACAUCUCGAAUCAGCCGAGCGUUGUCCUGCUUCAGCUCAGAGUUCUCCCUGCAGCCAAUGAAACCGAAGGACACAUUCGGGGGGAAGCCGUGCAUCUCCUGUUUCACAUCCUUUCUCUCGAGUAUACCUACCUAUGCAGGUGCUGAUUCUCGGCCGACAGUCUCUCCACCCGCUCCUGCAGGUCACGCAUGAGACGCUUCUGCCGGUCCCGGUGCGCCUGGGCACUCAGUCGAUUGCGCAGCUUCUGAGAGGACACACGAUAGAUGCGGCAAGCAGGUGCACAGCACACAUGCACACCCACCUGCUGGCUCAUUCUCUCCUCCUCUUCCGAAGCCGUCCGCUUCCUCUUGGGCUGGCUUCGGCUGGCAGUGGGUGUGGGAUCCGUUGGCGCAUGCGAGAACGAUAUGGGCCAUGAGGACGACACCUUACCAGGCUCCGUCUUGACCACCGGCGUUGUUGCGAGUGGCGGCGGGAAGGUAGCGGGGAAGAGGUGCGGCGGGAGAGGAGUGAGCGCCCCGCUGUAGGCGAGGCUGCAGGGGUCUGCCGACGGGAUGCUGCUGGUGUUGGUGGGCGUCGUCAUGACGGAGGAGGGGUCCUCCUGUGGCCGCCGGGAGAUGGCGAUGUGCGGGUGUGCAGAUCUCUCUGUCUUGAUGGUCAGCUGGGCAGGGAACGUCGUCAUGGCGGUCGCCGAGACGUAUUCGGGGUGCAGCGAGGCGAGAGAGUAUGCGAG